Blumeria graminis f. sp. triticale is the source of this 507-nucleotide messenger RNA. The record is from the annotation of a GenBank genome assembly. Lineage: Eukaryota; Fungi; Ascomycota; Leotiomycetes; Helotiales; Erysiphaceae.
AUGAUGAGAGAUACAAGUAACAUGAGUCCACAUGACCCUGGAGGCGCCCCAUGUGAGGAGCCGGCGGGAGAACGGGAAGAGGCCAUCGUCGACGUAGAUCCGCUUGCAUCGACGGUUGUACUUGAAUCGCGAACCCGAUAUCCAACCUGCCUGUUCCACAAUGCACCCGCAUCAUCUGCCCUCUUAACCCUUACAUUUCGUGCCGUAUCCUGUGCCUGCUUCCAACAGCAUGACUUCAACCGUAGGCUAAAGGUAACGGCUAUACCCGAUCCCGGGGGUUCAGAAAUACUCGGCAGUCAGAAUUACACUUCCACAGAACAAAUUCCUCAGAUGACUGAUGUGGCCGGUGUCGAGGCAGCUAGUGUGGAACAAGGGUGGACACAAGUCUGGGCUUCAACUUUGAGUGCCGGUACUAUCCAGGAGAGACGACGAAGAGGCGAUAAGUCACUCGAUUUCACCAGAGAUACUGAUGAGCUUCUUAUCCCAGCAUGUAUUGCAAGGCAAUAG